CUUCUACUACACAUUGCUACCAAAACAAGAGCAGUGUAGUCGACAGAAAGAACGCAGCAAUUCAUAAAUCACUUACCUCGAAGCUCGAAAAUCACUUGCUCGGCCAACAUUUGACUUGUUUCUUUUUCUCACUCUCAAAAUGCGUGUCGAAAAGUUUCCCCUCUCACCCCCAAGCCUCGAAGAGCUGGCCGAACGACUCAAAGCUCCCUUGACCGCCAAUUAUGAGCAUGCAUCGGUGACUGUAGUUAAUUGCCCAGACCUGCGAGAAGCGCCUUUUCACCUUGCAACCGAGGGCCUCUCGGGCGACGAAAAGAUCGCAGACGUCGGCGGCCAGCCGAACCUCUUUCCCCGCCCCCGGCUCGACAGCACCUGGUCCAUACCAGAGAUUGGCAGAAACAUGGGAAUGAGCCCUGAAAAGGGAAGCUUGAUCGGCGCCGGCGCCGGUCCUUUCCACGUUAUCGGGCAGAACAGCGAGCUUGCGCCGAAUCUCAGCUGGCAAGGCGGUCAUGACAAGGUCGAUAACAAGAGCCAAAUCAUCCAGAUUAAACGCACCACUGGGAAGGUCAGCGUGGGAACUAGUCCUUCCGUAGACUGCGGGCUGAUGGUCAAUCUGUACGGUUCUCUGGGCGAGCCGGGGCCGGUGCUCAAAAUUACAGCAAAAGGCCGAAAGGGCUCCGAGAAGAGCUUCACCGAGUGCAUCCGUAAAGGACUGAAAGCUGCGUACGGCGAUGAAAGAACUGUUAGCCUUGGAGGAGCCUUUGUCGUGAAGGCAGGGAAGGCGACAUACCACAUCAUGCCUGAUUUUCCUGCUGAACGCGACCUUCCUUUCAAAGAUAGGAAGGAAGUUGAAAAGUGGCUGACAUUUCAUGAUUUCGAUUCGCCCAUUGUGGGACUGUCUGUGUUGCACUCUGCGGACCCGGACAACAAGAUGGGCUUGCGGAUUGAGCACACGCAUGCGUUCUCUCCACUGGGAAAGAAUGCUGGAGGUCACUACCAUUACGAAGCCGAGGGAGAGGAAGAGGUUAUUGAGUAUGAAGGUUACUUCAAUACUGCGAAAGCGAUAUACAGGAUAGACAGCCCAGCGGUCAUAUAAGUAUAGAAGUAGUAAUCAUUUCUACAGUGUCCCUUCAUAAAUCUUUUACCAAAGACAGUCAUCCUCAGACUCUUCGUCAGGAAUAUUGAGGCUCUGUUUGAACUCUUUCGUCCACUAUCGGACAGGUUUUUCACCUACUCAAAGUUCUUUGUAGAACGACUUUAUUGGCUCUGGAAGUUGACUGGAGUCAAGUAAACCGUCAUCAUCGACGUAUUCUUCCAUGUAGGCGAUCAUAGCCAUGGCGAAGGAGCCCACUGGCUUUCCCGAGCCAAGGGCAUAGAGUCUCAAGUAUGCCUCUAGUAGUACGUGGGCUCUGGGAACAAUGACAGAGCUAUUGCUAGAUUGGAAGGCACCCGUUCCACGACCAGGCCGCCACGGCGGAAGUACGUCUCGGUCGCAAGCGAGAGCAAAGGUAGACGGCAGCUUGGGGGUUUCGACAGUCAAG
Molecule: messenger RNA, 1538 nt
Organism: Colletotrichum godetiae
Lineage: Eukaryota; Fungi; Ascomycota; Sordariomycetes; Glomerellales; Glomerellaceae
Exons: 1
Coding region: 140-1093 (317 amino acids)
Cellular component (GO): nucleus
Molecular function (GO): zinc ion binding; hydrolase activity, acting on ester bonds
Source: RefSeq, a predicted model, not a curated record